This is a messenger RNA of Cylicocyclus nassatus, 2036 nucleotides long. The record is from the annotation of a GenBank genome assembly. Lineage: Eukaryota; Metazoa; Nematoda; Chromadorea; Rhabditida; Strongylidae.
GCGACAAUCAUGCUCAGUAGAUGGCUGAUGAUCGGUUGAGACUACUGCGAUGGGCUACAGCAAAGCUGGUUAACGAAGCACUAAACAAGCCGGACAACACCGUAAACACCGAAGCUCACGACUUCAAGAAGCUGAAGAAUCUUGUUCGCACUAAUGAAGAUCUCAUUCCGGACUACGUUGACUAUCUGUUUACUUCUCUAGAGAAAUCUGACUGCGAACGACGAAAUGCAUUGCUAUCACUAUUUGAUUAUUUUUUCAAUCGAUCUCAUGCCUUUCGUUUGAGGACAGUGGACAAUCUACAGGAAUUACUCCAUCUGGUAUGUGAGACUGAUCCUUUGCGGCGUCCACUACCUGGACCGAUCAAAGAAGCCAAGCAGUUGAAGACCAGUGGAAUAAAAACCAUUAAGAAAUGGUUGGAGAAAUUUGGCCCAGGCUACGAGAAGUUAAGUCUGGUUGGAGACUACCUAAAGGAGUCAAAAGCAGUGGAUUUCGAAUCCGCCACUGCGGAAAUGCUCGCUGAGAGGAGUAGAAGAGCGAUUGAGGAACAAAGAGCUGCUGAAAAGCUGCAGAAGAUUGCUGCGAAUGUACGGCGAAAGUUCAACGAAGCAAAAGAUGACAUCGAGCGCUGUAUAAUAUCCUCUGAAGAGGCACUGGCCAUUGUAGUUCCUGUUUUCGAAGCCGAAAUUGAUGCCACUACUUCAAACACCAACAACGAAGCAACCAAUCAAACCGAAACUGAUGCCACUACAAACACCAACGACGAAGCUACUAAUGCAUAUCACGGCGAGAUGCAGGCAGAUGUCCAUGGUUAUGCAACAUCCGAUACAAUAUCCAUUGUCCUACCAUCCUUGGUUCCGGAGGUUACCGUAAGUGAAGACAAUGAAGCAGUCUUGGAGAAUAUACGAGAUGCUAAAGUCAUGCUAGAUGUCUAUAAAAAGAACAUUAUCAAUUGGCAGCGUAAGAUUGCUGGAGCGAGUGAAGUGGAAGAUCUCGUAAGGGAUCUGACAAAUCUCAAACGAAAAAUCGAGCAGCAAUGUGAGAAGAUCGACGAGUUGAAAUUGAAACCCAAAAAGAAAAGACGCAGAGGUGACGGCUCCAGCGAAAGUGAAGAAAGCGAUCUUGAGGAUGUCCCUGAGAAGCAGUUAGAGGAUUUCUUUCCGCCUGAUGAGGUGCCUCAAUACAUUCUGGACAGAGUGAAAGAAAUGGAAAAAGAAGAGGAGCCAUGUUGCAGCAAAUCUUUAGAACCAAAGAAAAUCAAAAAAGAAGUGGACGAGUCAGAAGUACAAGCUGCGAGUGAUGAUCCCAAACCAAAGAUUCCUGUCGUAUCUUUCGAUCUUGAUCUAAAGUACUGGGGAGAGAAACACUCCGAACCUAUCAUAAUGCGUAAUACUGCAGACUGCCAUAGGUUUUGGAGGCCUCCUGAUGACGACGAUAGGCCACUUGUAAGCGAGAAGGAAGCUGCUUGCGGGGAAAUGAGAGUUAUAACGUGGAUUGGAGAACCUCGUCGAUCGGACAAGCGCUGCAAAGCUAGGCUUCCUAGUGGAAAACUUUGUCCUCGAAUGGAUUUUCACAGAUGUCCGAUACACGGAGUGAUAAUUGACCGCGACGACGAAGGUUUUCCUAUCGAAGAAGUAAGCACUCCUGAACCAUCGGCUGCUGAGAAGGAACGUGAACGGCUAGAUGAGGAAGCCUACAUGAGAGAUCUUGAAGCUGGAACUGGUCAAUCUUUUGUGAAAAAGACGAAGAAACAGAAGAAAAAGAGCACGGAAACUGUACGACAGAGGCUAGAGAAGAAGCUAUUGGAUCCAAAGACUAUCAAACGUGUAUCUGCUGCAUUGGAUGCUGCCAGAAAGGCUAAGAUCCAACGUAAAUUUGGUGAUCAAUUCGCCCAUGCAUUUACAAAAUAGGAUCCCAUCAUCUGAUUUUUUUGCAUAAGUGUAUUUAUUUUUUUUGUAUGUCUUUCCCCAUGUGAUUGUAUCUGGCUUUCGAUUACUUAUCUACUACCUAGUCACUUUCACUUCAAUCUCAAUAAAUAU